This is a messenger RNA of Hemiscyllium ocellatum (epaulette shark), 2182 nucleotides long. RefSeq names its product SPT4 homolog, DSIF elongation factor subunit (gene supt4h1). Gene Ontology annotation, cellular component: nucleus; DSIF complex. The transcript is spliced from 5 exons. The coding region runs from base 59 to 415 and encodes 118 amino acids. The record is from RefSeq and is a predicted model, not a curated record. Gene Ontology annotation, biological process: regulation of transcription elongation by RNA polymerase II; chromatin organization; mRNA processing. Gene Ontology annotation, molecular function: zinc ion binding; RNA polymerase II complex binding. Lineage: Eukaryota; Metazoa; Chordata; Chondrichthyes; Orectolobiformes; Hemiscylliidae.
CAAUAUAGCGUAGACGGAAGUUUUUUUGGGGGAGAUUGACAAAAUUUUCACGUUAGUGAUGGCAACGUUAGAGACAGUGCCUAAAGAUUUACGGCAUUUGCGAGCUUGUCUAUUGUGUUCGUUGGUUAAAACUAUAGAUCAGUUUGAGUAUGAUGGUUGCGAUAACUGUGAUUCCUACCUACAAAUGAAGGGGAAUCGAGAAAUGGUGUAUGACUGUACCAGUUCAUCUUUUGAUGGGAUUAUUGCAAUGAUGAGUCCUGAAGACAGUUGGGUCUCUAAAUGGCAGCGGAUAAGUAACUUCAAGCCAGGCAUAUAUGCAGUAUCAGUGACAGGCCGGUUACCCCAGGGUAUUGUAAGGGAAUUGAAGAGUCGAGGUGUGAUCUACAAAUCAAGAGAUACUGCUAUCAAAUCUUAAUGGCUCGACUUUGCUGUCAAAAUUAUUACUAAUGAUUGUUUCCAGCUAGGUUUCACCAUUUCUUAUUUGUAACUAGACUAUUUUAGUUCUUUAUUGCAGAUAUAUUGCAAUGCAUUUAUGUAUCACUGAAUUGUUUUUCUUUUCUCCAAGAAAGAGUACACUAGUUCAUAUUUUUUAACUUUAAUUUGACUGUUUAGUGCUGAUUGCAGUGAAAUUCUACUAUGUAAAUGGGAAGUAUCAAGUGUUUAGGUAUCUACAAUCCCAAAACUACUUUGGGGAGAAACGAAAGUUGAAGAAUGGAUUUGCUAGUAUUUAUUGAAGAAUUGAGAACUCACAAGAUGCUGUAUAAAUUCAAGGAUUGUAUAAAGAUUUGUACUUCAGGUGUCCGUUGCUGUAGUUGUGGGUAUGUUAGCUUAACUGGGAAAUUGAUUUGCCGACAUUUUGUUCCCUGUCUAGGUGACAUCUUCAGUGCUUUGGAGCCUCCUGUGAAGUGCUGCUCAACUGUCUCUUCUGGAAAUUAUUUGAUUCUGUUCCUGCUGUUUCUGUCUGCCAGUUCCAAUUGUUUGUUGUAUUGGUUGGUAUAUGCCCUAUGUACUGAAGUACAGCAGCACUUCACAGGAGGCUCCAAAGCACUGAAGAUGUCAACUGGACAGGGGAUAAAGUCUGCAAAUUGACUUCCCAACUCGACGAUCGUACCCACAACUAUGGUAUGUUGUUUAAAUUUCAAAGGCUUGCACUCUUCUUUUUGUAUGCUGUUUCAUGUGCAGCAAUACUUUUUGGAGAAUAUUUUAAUAAGGAGGAAAAUGAAAUAAUAAAACAACCCAAAAUAUUCAUCAAGUCUCAACAAUAGUUCAGUUGGUAGCUUUCUCACCUAUAAUGGCUUGAACAGAAAAAUCAAGGCUGACACUAGUGAAAUACUGCUGAAGUGAGAUACUACACAGGGAGUCUGCGUGCUUAAGUGAUUGUAAAAAUCCUACGGUACUAUUUUGAAGUAUGGCGAAGUUGUUCCCAUUGUCACGGUGAGUGUUUAUCCACAAAUUAACACCAAAAACAGUUUGUUGGGUCAUUAUCAUUUUGCUGUGUACGGGAAUUUCAUAGAUUACAACAAUGUCUACAUGUGAAGAGUACUUUUGUGGUUGUGAAAACUGCUAUAUAAAUGCAAGACUCUUUCUCUCUCUAAAUAGCACAUUUUAAUGUGGUGCAACCUUUCAGUUCCCUUCAGAGUACUGUUACUGAGCAAAAAUUAAUAGUUGCAUGAAAUAUUUUGAUCAGAAAGGUAAGUUUUUAUUUAAAAGCCUUUUUAAAAAGUGCUUUGAGGCUGAGAGUCUUCAAGAAAAUGUCAGAUUUAGAGCCUAGGAAACUAAAGGCCUGUGUCAAUGGCAGAGCAUUUAAAUUGCGGAUGAGCUGGAGACCAGAAAUAGCGGAGUACAUAUAUCUUGAAAGGUUUGUAGGACUGGAGGACACUACAGGAUAAGAAUAGAUGUGGAAACAAGGCUGAGACUUUUUAAGAUUAAAGUUUUGGUUAAACAAAUAGUUUGUCAGUGGGUAUCAGUUUGGGUGAAUGAAACGAAGGAUGUGGGUAGCAGAAUUUCGAGUCUCCUAAUGUUUUGUUUCUGAGCUCUUACUUUGUCAGCACAAAAGUUUGUAUCUUAUCAGUUCAUGUUCUCCUUUGAACAAUAUAUUAAUUUUACUUGUCUUUGCUGUUUAACCUUUUAAAAUCAGCAAAGGAUUGUGAUGUCAUAAAUAAAGUAUUUAUUUUAAUCUGGA